Messenger RNA from Cryptomeria japonica (Japanese cedar), 3137 nucleotides. Its product is annotated as lipase-like PAD4. Gene Ontology annotation, biological process: lipid metabolic process. The record is from RefSeq and is a predicted model, not a curated record. Bases 156 to 2054 code for a protein of 632 amino acids. The transcript is spliced from 4 exons. Lineage: Eukaryota; Viridiplantae; Streptophyta; Pinopsida; Cupressales; Cupressaceae.
UCCCUUGUUGAUGUAGUCUAUACUUUUCAUGCACUUUCUAACAUACGGUUGACUUCCUUGAUUUCUUGGAUACACCGGAUGUUUUGUAAAAAUCAUUCGCUUUAGACAUCAAAUGCCCACUAUCUUGAAGCAGAGCAAGUUGCAGGUUGCAAACAAUGGAUUUGGAUGCGCCUAGCCCACCAAAGUUCACUACUGGUCUGGCGAAUGCAGAUUUUUUUAAUUUGUCUGGAAUCCCGAACCAGGCUUGGAAAGAGAUAGCUGCUGUUUGUACACUUAAUGUAGAUUUUCUUGUAAAUGAGUAUGAAGGUGUGGUAUAUAUGAGCUUCCCUUCCUACGUUAUAGAAGAUUUCGUUGUCAGAGAUGGCAGAUAUGGAGGUUGCAUUAUCCAGAAUGAGAAAGAUGUUUUCUCUGGCUGUCUGAAGGGUGACGAUGAGAGGCCGGCUCUUGUUUACGAGGGGGCUCUCAACCGAUUCCUGCAUACCCUGCGGCACUCAAAUUUUGAAGCCCAGAUGCAGGAAUUUUUGAACCAAAAAAAGGAAGCCCUUAUAUUUGUGGGUCAUGCUAUAGGAGGUCAAGUUGCAACCCUGGCCAUGCUCUGGCUUCUGGCAAAGAGGGAGAAGGUGAGACAUGUCUCUCCUUUUUGCAUUACAUUUGGUUCUCCUUUGGUCGGAGAUGCUAGGCUUGGGGAGGCACUUGGCCGUGAAGAUUGGUCAGGCAAAUUUUGUCACGUUGUUUCCAAGUAUGAUAUUGUUCCUAGGAUGCUUCUUGCACCAUUUAGAUCAAUUGCCAAGGCUUUGAAUGCAAUUGUACCUCAUUGGCAGGCUAUAAUGGGCAUUUACUCUGUUGCUGCAUCACAUUUUUCUAUUCAAAAGGCUUGCAAGAUUCUUUUUAAGAAAGUUGUGCAGUGCAUGUCUACAAUGGCAUACAGUUACCGAGGAGAAUCUGGUUAUAGAAGCCCAUAUAGACCAUUCGGUACUUACAUGUUCUGUUCAACCAACAGUGCAGCUUGUAUUGAAGACCCUGAAGCUGUCUGGAAAAUGUUCCAUUUCAACAUGCAUAACACAGAAAAAGAGUCUUUUGUUGUAGGCGCAUGCGUUACAGAGCAUCUAGGUUAUUGCCAAAUGUUGGAACAUGUCACUGAACACUCACUUAGUAAUGCAGUGAAAGUUGGAAACUUCAUCUCAGACUCCUCCUUUGAGAUGGGAACAGCUAUGGAAUUGGAAGCAAUCGGUGUUGGGGCUCAGAAUAAUGGUGCAUUGCUUGCCCUCAGAGAAGCUGGAUAUUUGAAAAGCAAACGUAUUAUGAACAUUGAAAAACUAAAUUACCAGUUGAGCAAGAACCAAAGCUAUAUGGCUGAGCUGGAAUGGUUCAAAGUGACCUGUAAGGCCAAUGGCCCUGGUUACUAUGAUGUUUUAAAAUCUCUGGGUGAGCGUGACAAGAAAGAUUUUCCUGCAAAUAUGAUUAGAAUAACUCUGGAAAUAUACUGGGAUGACAUUAUUGAGAAGGUGAAGAAUCAUGUUUUACCCAGUGGAUUUCAAUUCCAAAAUAAAUGGAUCAAUGCUGGCACUGCAUACAGAAGACUUGUAGAGCCACUGGAUAUUGCAGACUACUAUCGCCUCCACAAAGAUCAUGGAAGCUAUCUGUCAAACGGGACCAGACCAAACCGUCACAAAAUCCUGGAAAAAUGGCUCAAUGUAAAAGAUCAAACUCGCAUUAAUGGAGUUACAAAAGCUAGAAAUGAUCGCACAAAAUUUGCAUCAUUAACUGAGGACUCCUGUUUUUGGGCUCAUGUAGAAGAGGCUUGUAAAGUCUUAAAAGUUCUCCAACAGGAACAAGACCAACAGCAAGCCAUGAACACCCAACUGAAAGAAAGCCUUGAAAAGUUUGAAGAUUAUGUAUGGAAGAUGAUCAAAGAUCGCAGCAUCUCUGUAGAGGUUUUCUUGGAGGGGAGUAGCUUCAUGAAAUGGUGGCAACAAUACACACAUCUUCAAUUUCAAUCAAACCAUUAUUUGUCCGAAUUCAUGGAAAAUGAGGGUUGGAAUUUGCAAGUUUAGAAGAAAGAUCCUUUUCUUAUUUUAAUCUUGAGAAAUUUAACUUGUAUUUCCACUUGAUUGUUGAAGUUUUUUUUGGGCGACCUGCAUACAAGUUACUGAAAUGGGCUGUAACUAUACUCUAUACAAAAAUAUGCUAAGACAUCUAACAUUCAAAUCACCAUUAUAAUGGCAUCCCUGGAACGGCUGAUGGCAGCGCCGUUGGAGGAAUUUUUAAAAAGUUUCAUUCCCAUCCAAAUAAUUCAAAAUAUCUAAAAAAUGGAUGUUUUUCAUUUGCGAUUGGAGGUGCACCCAUGAAGGAAAGCGGAAAGGAAAGCCAGCAGGUGAAUACGAGAGUCGAAUUCAAGAAUGCGGCUUCAUUGUCACCAACUGGGCACCUCAGAUUCAGGUAUGUUUCAGAAAUCUCUGUUUUUUCAGCUGCUGUUGCUUUUUUCGUCCGUUUUGCUCUUUGCUUGGAAUUUUCGCACAAAUCUUUAGAAUAGGAUUUUUUCGUCCAUUUUGCUCUUUGUAGAAUAGAAAAUUUUGUUUGUCCAUUUUGUCUCUUAGCACAGGAAAAUUACAGUGAGACAUCAAAGCUGAGUGGGUCCUUGUGGAAGUCACAAUCAGGCCAAGCCCCAAUUUAGGCAUCAAACCCUUUUUCUAAAGUUCGCAAGGGGACUCCAUUAUCUUGUUUCUGUCAGUUGCAUGGUGUGUAUGUAUGAGUCUUGUUGUGUGGUGGAUAUUGAUAUAACUUUGUGUUUUUUUGGUGGGUUUUCAUUUUUUAGUGGUUUUUGCAGAGCGUUGCAGACAAAUUUGAUGCGAAAGCAAUGCUCACUUUUUUGGUUCAUUGAAGCAGAUAAGCAUGUGGUAUCCUUCACAGCAGGACCAAUUACAUCUUAGGAUCUACGAGAAGUAGAUGUAGAUGGUGCAAAUUCUUCAAACCGUGGUAUCCUUACUCUCACAUAUUUAGCUUUUGUAAUGUCCCAUUUUAGAAUAGACAGAGAUAUUGAGACAAUAACUUGCUCAACUUUUCACACUUAAUUUAUCAAACACUUACACUUAGACCUGCUAAUGGAAAUUAUGAGAGAUAUCAAUCGCUGUUUCUAA